AUGAAAAUCAGAUUCGAUCCUGAACAAGGUCUGUUAUUGAACAAAGCCGCCCACCACGGCCAGGUCGACAUAGUCCGAUUUCUACUCGAUAACCAACCACGAUACGCCAGCAUCCAUGAACGCGACCAGAAUGACCAUACUGCACUACUAUCAGCUGCUUCGGCCUACAAUAUUGAUUUGCCUGCUUCUGCACAAGAGGGACUACCUGAACCUGCGGAAAGCGAGGCAAUCAUAAAUCUGCUAUUAGACCGAGGCGCCUCAGCGUCUGAUGUGUCAUACGGGGACGGAAAACUUCACAACACAGUCCUGACUUUGGCUGCGGAGUGGGCAGGCUCACGGUUGCUCAAAAGGCUCACCGACUAUGGUGCCAAUAUUCACACCAAGGUGACAAUAGAUCGAUGGGAGGACAAAUUUUGGAAUAUACCUGACAGCAAUUUCGAAGUCAACGCACUAUAUGUUGCCUGCACUCAUGGCAACUUCGAAGCUGUCAAGACUUUGAUUGAUUGUCGAGGUGCUGAUGUGGAUAUUCUGGAUGUUCUUUGGCAACGAGACAGCCGUGGAAGUCUUCCUCUCCAUUGGGUGGCUCUAGGUUCUCUCUGCUAG
Molecule: messenger RNA, 603 nt
Organism: Fusarium tjaetaba
Lineage: Eukaryota; Fungi; Ascomycota; Sordariomycetes; Hypocreales; Nectriaceae
Product: ankyrin protein
Exons: 1
Coding region: 1-603 (200 amino acids)
Molecular function (GO): protein binding
Source: RefSeq, a predicted model, not a curated record